CAUCUGAGUGAUAACUGGAAAAAUCAGGGUUAGUUAUUUAAACAUUUAAUGACAUAAAACACAUAAUUGCUCAAUUAGGAGAAAGUGGAAAACUUAAAGUCGGUGUUAUGGAUCAACUGGGGAUCGUGUUAACUGGGGAUGUGCGCGUGCACGCAAGUAUGUUUACCUGGAUUUCCAGCAGAUGUUAGACGGCGACAGAUUCGUCACUGUGAUAUUCCACGGGUCAUAGAUUAAAAAACGUGUUUCACCAGUUGUAUACAUUGGCAUCAUGCAUAAUAAAGCGUUUUGAUUCCGCGGUGUCCGUACCUGCGUAUGUCACGCGGUUUUAGGGAAGUUUACCAUGUUCCGAUCUCACACUCACAACCACGCUCACGUUAACACGGGACAUUUGUUUCAAUGGAUGAUCAAACUCUUCAACGAACUGAAAAACGCGCGACAAUUUCAACUCUACAGCAGUGAUGAAUACCCGCCACUCUGUUGUGAUGAAGUUUGGCAGUUGGCACAUAUAUGUCGGUGGAGGAAGAUUGCAAAGGAGUAACUGAACGUUAUAGGCCACUGAGGGGCAAAAUGCUGUUGCGUGUUCAAUUCGGGGAAGAGCAGAAAUAGGUCAAGCUAUCUGAGCUGACAUUUGAUGCUUUCUUGAAAGAAGUGUGUCUAAAAUUCAACAUACCAGAAAGCAGGCAGCCUGACAUUAAGGUGUAUGACCAGUCAGACACAGAAGUUGACACAGAGGUUUUUGAAGAAAUAGUGAAGGAGUCACCUGGAACUUUCAGAAUCAUGCUGGGCAAUGGAGGACUUGGUGCCUCUCAAUCAUCAUCAUGCUCGGGUACAUCUGAUGACACCGUCAUCCUGAAUUUUAUGAUGUGUGACCCUGUUGAAGAAGUAGCCGCUGCUGAAGGAAGCCAGCCUAAAAGGCCAUGCCACAUAAACUAUGAGGCAAAAGCGGUAAGUGGUGGUCCAAUCUGAAUGUUGUUUCACCAUGGGAAGUGUUCUUUAGAUAACUAUUUUUUUUCAGCAUUACAUUUGGUUUUACAAUAACGGAAAGCACAUUUUAUUCCACCUAGUUGAUUGAAAAAAUCCUAACAUCAAAGCCUGGUGGUGAACGCAUUAUGCAAGAGUAUGGAAAAACCAAAUCUCUGACAGACGCCACCAGAAGACAGAUGAUAAACAUACUUGCUGCUGAGAUGACAGAAACACAUGGGACAUCCCCCCCCAAAAGUGUCAGAGUGAUGUAUGCACAGGGGAUAGUAGCUUUGUUUCCCUAUCUAGAAGACCCAUACUCACAACAUGGAUAUGAACAUUACUAUGAUCCGGAGAGUGGUUCGGGAUACCUUGCAUGGCGAUUGAAGACCAUACAAAGAAAAACAGCAGAGGAAAGAGGUGCCUCAGUCAGCAAAUCUCCUAAAGUUGGUGGGCCAGGCCGUGGUCGUCAGCCCUUCACCUAUGACAGAGAGCCAUCUGAUGAGAAUGUGGAAGCAGCUAUUGCUGUUUUGAGACACUCUGCUGAUGAAAAGACUGUCCGUGAGAAGAUGAAAAUGACCUUCAUAUAUCGGCAAGCAAUGGUCAACGAUGAAGCCAAAUCAUCAGAUGUCUUCUUGGUCUUCCCACGAUUUCUGGACACACCAGGACUGAUAGAAGAAUAUUUCAGACUUCUGUUUGGUGAGGCCACGGCCAACAAAUUCUUGGAGAAGUGGCCAACCACUUUCAAAACAAAAGUAAUAAAGGAAAGCCAUGGACUUGUACCCACCACAGAACUCUUGGAUUUGAUGCGCAAUGCUGAGUCAGCUGCUGAAGUUGAGAAUGGCUGGGACAGUGACAUGUCUGCCAUCUUGCUGCUGCUACAUUUGCUACCACCAUCUGCACAAGGUAGAAAGAGGCCAGGAAAGAUGUCUGCAUAUCAAGCCGUAGAUCAGCUCAUCAGAUUUCAAAAGGUUGGAACCAGUGUGCAGCAGCAUCUAGACAACAUCACCCAAAGCAGUCAGCCCUACCUUCUCGCCCAGGGAUCCACACAGAGCACCAUUCACUCCUACUUCAUUGUGGUUGACAAGCAUGCACUUCCAUGCAAGGCAAAAGGUUCAGUUGGAGCUUUUGACGAACUCUUUAAAGCCCAUUACGUCUUUGGUACGUCAUACAGUUCUUCUCUGAGCAGCUUUUUCACUUUUGUGCAAACAACCAUCUAUAACAUCGACAUGGGGGAAACAAAGGAAACUCCUAGAGUUGCAGAGUUGCGAGCAAGAAUGGUGCGUUAAUUGAGAUAAAACUAUGAAGUGUUUUCUUUGCAAAAGUGACCAUGGAAGUCCAAACAACCUUGUUAAGCACUUUAAGGUAAUUCAUGGGCUAUGUACAGGCAGGACUCUUUUUCUUAAGUGUGGUCAAGAAGGAUGCUCACGUUCUUUUGGUAGUUUUUCUGGUUUAAGAAAGCAUCUUAAUAAGUGCCAUGGAAGCAGCUUAGUUGAUUCUGUAGAAUAUGAUCUUACAUAUCCUCAAAGUACAGUCAAUACAAGUAAUGUUUCUCAUGUUGAAGAGUCGACUGAAUAUUUAGAGGCUGCUGAGUCACAGUUAUCUUCGCCAUACAUUGUAAAUAGUUGUUCAGCUGUAAUUUCUGAUCUAAAGGCAGCAGGUGUUGGUCAAAGUACACUGAAUUCUGUAGUGAUUUCCAUGGAAGAGAUCGUUCAAGAUAUCCAUCAGCAUGCUAAAGAGACAGUGAUAAAGCAUGUAUAUAGUAAUGAAAGAGAAACGGAAAUAUGCAAGAAAGUUGAGGCGUGUUUUGAGGGGUUAGA
Molecule: messenger RNA, 2780 nt
Organism: Onychostoma macrolepis
Lineage: Eukaryota; Metazoa; Chordata; Actinopteri; Cypriniformes; Cyprinidae
Exons: 11
Coding region: 1110-2249 (379 amino acids)
Source: RefSeq, a predicted model, not a curated record